Molecule: messenger RNA, 634 nt
Organism: Octopus sinensis (East Asian common octopus)
Lineage: Eukaryota; Metazoa; Mollusca; Cephalopoda; Octopoda; Octopodidae
Exons: 6
Coding region: 115-525 (136 amino acids)
Source: RefSeq, a predicted model, not a curated record
AUUAAUUAGGUAUAUGUACCUAUAAAUAUAACGAGAGUUUUCACUAUAAGUAUUCAACGCCUUCCUGAACUACUGCUGAGACCGUCUGAAGUCACACUAAAACCAUCUUUCAACAUGUACAAGUUUAUGCUUAUUGCUGCCCUCUUUGUUGCCGGUGCAUAUGGCGAGUGUAAUACAGGCGUAGCCGUCGGUUGUAUUGUUGGCAAAAUUAACGAAGUAGCAACAAACCUUAACCGUUCUGAUUUAUGCAGUGACUUGACCAGCGUUGCUAAUUGCAUGGCCGCAGCAGACUGCGCAGGAAAUGCAGCAUUCUUGACCUCCAUGUGCGAUGACGCCAACUGCAAUGUUAACGUCGGUACCGAAUGUAUUCUGAGAUUGGGUGCUGGUUUGGGAAUUUUGUCCAGCGGUGCUGCUGCCGGUUCAUCAGCUCUCGGAGCUUGCAUUAGCGGUUCCCUGUGUAUGGCCCCAGAGUUGGUUCCACUCAAAACCGGAAAUGUUUGUGUACCUUUGGAUGCGAAAGUUUAAAGAAAUCUCUGUGGAAUACUUGAACUGGACCUUCUGAAUAACGACUCCUGACAUUCUAAUCUUUGAGAAACGUUUCAUUUCUUCUUAAUAAACUCUUUCGCAAACUAUA